UUCCCCAACCUAUUUUUCCUUAUAACCGCCUUCACUUUAAAGACAAUCGACACAAUGACAACCUCCCACGGUUCCCUAAUAGAAACAAGAACCGCCGUAUUAACAGCCGGCAAACGAGGACCAAUGCUUCUACAAGACUCUGUCUUCUUAGACGAAUUAAUGAAGUUUGACCGAGAAAGGAUACCCGAAAGAGUAGUGCAUGCAAAAGGGGCAGCGGCUUUUGGCUAUUUUGUGGUAACCAACGAUAUUACAAAGUAUACGAAAGCUUCGAUCUUUGCAAAGAUUGGGAAGAGAACCCCCUGUUUCUUUAGAUUUUCGACUGUUGCUGGAGAGAAGGGAAGCUCAGACCUAUUGCGUGAUCCAAGAGGAUUUGCUAUGAAAUAUUAUACAGACGAAGGCAAUUGGGACCUAGUUGGCAACAAUGCCCCAAUAUUCUUCAUUCGAGACCCAAUCCUCUUCCCCAGUUUUAUCCACAGCCAAAAGAGAAAUCCGAGGACGAAUCUGCACGACCCAAAUAUGGUUUGGGAUUUUGUGUCGUUGAGGCCUGAGGCUAUAAACAUGAUAUUGAGGAUAUUUUCUGAUUUGGGAACGCCUGAUGGUUUUAGAAAGAUGAAUGGGUUUGGAACUAAUACGUUCAAAUUGGUCAACGCAAACGGAACAGCCGUUUAUUGCAAAUUUAAAUUAGAAUCGGUUCAGGGUGUUCACAAUUUAACAGCAGAAAGGGCUGCAAAGUUAGCACAGGAAGACCCAGAUUAUUCUACGAGAGAUUUAUUUAAUGCCAUUGAAAGAGGAGACUUCCCUAAAUGGAUCUUUAAAAUACAAGUAAUGACAUUCGAACAAGCAGCAAAAUAUCGCUACAACCCUUUUGAUGCAACAAAAACCUGGUCUGAAGCAGAAUUUCCUUUAAUAACUGUUGGACAAGUAACACUAAAUAAAAACCCUACCAACUUUUUUGCUCAAGUGGAACAGGCUGCUUUUGACCCUGCAAGGAUGGUUAGGGGAAUUGAAGCUUCUCCUGACAAAUUACUUCAGGGCAGAUUAUUCUCCUACAUGGACACUCAACAUCACCGUUUAGGCCCUAACCACAUGCUCUUGCCAAUAAACAGACCCCUUAAACCAGCAGAAAAUACACAGAGAGACGGCCUAAACCAAUUUGGAGAGAAUGGGGGAGACUCUCCAAAUUACUACCCAAACUCUUUUAGAGGGCCUGAACCUACUGGGAAGGCUGCUCAAGAAAGCCAGUUUGUUUUAGAGAAGGAACUAGUUGCGAGGUUUGAAAGUGGAGAUGAUGAUAAUUACUCACAACCUGCGGAUAUGUGGAAAAAUCAAUUAGACCAAGGAGCACGUAAACGCUUAACAGAAAACAUAGCAGCUUCAUUGUGCCAAGCAUUGCCCAGAAUUCAAAAAAGAAUGCUUAACGAAUUCGGAAAAGUUUCAAAAGAUUUGCAAAGAAUGGUAGAACAAGAAAUAAAAAAGAGACAAAAUUAUUAAAAAUUAGGUCAUCCCUCCAAUAAAAUAUUUUUUUACAAUUUGUUCCCCUUUUUAAAAAUAAACUUUUUUCUAUUCUUCCCUUUUAGUAGAAAAUGAGGGGAAAUAAUACGCCUGUGUUUCAGCUUAAUGAGUGAGACGAAAAUAAAUAUGUACAUUGUUUUCCGGAAAAUUAUAAAUAUC
Messenger RNA from Meloidogyne enterolobii, 1671 nucleotides. The record is from the annotation of a GenBank genome assembly. Lineage: Eukaryota; Metazoa; Nematoda; Chromadorea; Rhabditida; Meloidogynidae.